AAUGUUCGUCCAACACGAUUAUAUUAUAUUAUAUAAAUGUUGACUUAGAUGUUUUGAACAUUAUAAUCCUGUAUUGUAUUCAUUAAAAAUAAUUCUAGUCAUAUUAUACGUAAAAUUACUAAUGUCUUUUAUCUUUCGUGCCGGCUUACAUUAUCAAACAAUGCAAUGGAAUUUUCAAACCAACUUAUGGAAUAUUCUGAUACCGAGUACUACAUAAUAUUGUGUAUUUUAAUUGUACCGGUAUAUUAUUUUUUUCAACUCUGGGCUUGGCUCGGCUGGGAGCUGUUUAAAAACAAUUGAUCUACUCAAGAAAAUAAAUUCUUUUUCAAAUAGUUCUGCAGAAACAGUCAAGCAUGGCCCAAAAGGAAUUCAUACAUGUCUUAGACAAAUGUUCCGAUUUCGAUGACCACCGUAAAGAUAUAAGAGAACAUGAGAAGAAUAUACCAAAUGUGUUCUCUGUGCCCAAGUGUGCAACCAAAUAUUCAGAUUUAUAUUUGUCGUUGGAAAAUGUAAAUGACAAGUUGUCCACGUCCAAUAACAAUCGUAAAGAUGUCAGAGAAUUUGAAAAGUCUAUUCCAAACGUGUUCACCAUACCGAAAAGCAAAUCUUUCGGUAUUUAUCCACUGUCAGUUGUGGAAAGAGACAACAAAAUUCCAAAUGUAUUUCAAGUUCAAAACACUCCGAGUUGUGCUACAACACCAAAUCCUAAAUAUGCGGCGUUUGUAGAAUACAUGAACGUGCACUGCAGAGUUUCAGAUCCCGAUAACGAUCGCAUCGAUAUAAGACAACACGAAAAGUACAUUCCAAACGUGUUUUCGUUGUCCAAGAGUAAUUCGUUCGGCAUUUAUCCGUCGUCGGCAAUGGAACGCGACAAAAAUAUUCAUAAUCUUUUUAAAAUGCAAAAAACCAUUAGCUACGAAAGUUUGUUGACCAACGAGAAAACUACAAAACGCUUCUAUGAGGACUUGUUUGCUUUACACAAGUCAAAAUCUGAAUCAUGGAAUUCCAGCGAUUAUUUUAAUCGGCCUAGUAGCAACGUCAAUUCUUCACAAAACGACUCAACGCAAGAUAAAUCAUUGUCUAAGAAAAAUGUAAUAGAGAACGACAUGAGCACGAUCAAAGCUAUGUGGUGCGUUAUGACAGCGAAGACAAUUCGAGGUAAUCCCAACAAGCCGUUUCCAGUUACAGAAAUCAAUACCAGUGUGAUGUUAAACGAUAUUAGACGAAUGCUUACCAAUCGAGGAACAGAAUAUUAUUUUGAGGACCCGGUAACAAAGAAAUUUAAAUUCAACGGAAAAUACAGCAUAUUUGGUCUGUCGCCAGACAUGCUUGAAAAUGUAUCGCCGAUUAUUUUGGAAUGUGCCAAUUUAUUUAAAAUAUUAUCUGCUUUUAAGGAAGAAUGGGAAGAAGACACAGACGAUAGUCUUCUCAAGGCCUUUAUGUUUGCCUUGUCACGAGUGCUUGCGGAUUACGAGAGAACUGUGUUUGCGGUUAAGGAUGAAUCUCUGUUGGCACUACUUGGCAGGUUGUCUCGGAUCGUAAUCGGAUUACGUACGUUAGCGGAAAUAUGUGAUUUGAAUAUAAAGGAUCGCAUUACUAUUUCUCCGCAAAAACCAUCUGCCGUUAAACUUAUUAACAAAGUGUACAAUUACUUAUCCAACUGUCAGUUGAGCCACAGUGUAUUCGUACGAAUGCUAAUAUAUAUUUUGGAUUAUUGCUGUAUGAUAUACUUCAGAAUGUUAUCCGAUUGGACAUUGAGAGGCGUUAUAAGCGAUCAACAUUGUAUGUUUAUUAAGUUGUAUUCGGACGAUAACACUGCACACCAAUCUCAAUUAGAUUCUGAUAAUGUUUUUAUCGAUGAAAACAUUGAAGUACCUGAUUUUAUGAAAAUAUUCAAAGAAUACAUUUUGACUAGUGGCCGAAGCGCUUAUGUGCUUAGCAAACUAAACGAUAUAGAGAUUUUUUCAACACCAACAUUGACGUGUUGUUUCGAUUAUGAGGAUGCCAAAAGAAGUUAUAUGAGUUCACUAGAAUUAUUCAAAUGCAGUUCAGUACCUCGUCGUAAAAAAUCUAUACGUAGAGCUCCCAACUUGUUCCGUGUACCUGAUUGGAAGAACGUUGAAAGAAACGAAUACGAUUUGCAUAAUCCGUAUGGGUUUUUCAUGGAAAGCGACAAAGUUUUAACAUACCACGGAAAGCCAAUCGACAUUCCUAGCUUACUGAAAAAUUUGCCGUACACCAUACUUAUACCGUCUCGCAUGUGCAAAAUAAACUGCAACCGACAAAUUCUGGAUAGGCUGUUCAAGCAAGAGACCCUACUGGACGAGCUACAAUAUCUGUCGCAGUGUUUCUUCUUGGUCAACAGUCGGUUUACAUCAAAACUAUGCGAGACCUUGUACGAAAGUAUGGCGAUUAACCGGCAAAACCCGCGCCGUCUAUUCAAUCAGAACCGACUUCGCACAAUCGUCGAUGACGCCAUUCAGUGUAGCUUCCCGUUGAAAGCAGAACACGGUUUUUCAUUAAAGAUGCCUGACGAUGCUGUUUUAGAUGAUCCUACUAACAUAAAGGACGUGGAAUGUAUCGAACUCGAGUACGAGCCGAAAUGGCCGAAAAGCAUUAUACUCACGGAGAAAAUGAUAGUAAAGUACAAAAUGCUAUUUUUGUUUUUAAACAAGUUGGAGUAUGUUACUUGGUGUUUGUCGAAAGUCAGAGAAAUACUUAGCGUGCACAAAAACGACGUCGGACUGCAGUUCAGACAGAUAAACCUUUUCAAACAUUCCAUGGUCCAAUUUACGACAUCAAUGCAUCAGUACUUCAAACAAGUUGUGAUAUCAGAAUGCUGGACUAAGUUUGACAAAAGGGUGGAACAAGUGGAAGAUGUGUUCGAUUUAUAUUCCGCCUAUAAAGAGUAUAUGCACGAACUUUUACGCAGAUGUUUCAUGGUCGUGGGGCUCAAAGACAAAUUGACCCAUCUGAACAAAAUCUACACGGAAAUACUGAACUUUUAUGAGCUGCUCCAUGCCGGCUACUUUCAUUGUAGUGACUUCCAAUGGGUUCACACGGACUACGACGAAAUCGAAGAGACGUAUUUUCGGUUUUCGAAACUCAGGAGAAAUUUCUACGAAGGUCUUAAGAAAACCGCUGUAUCAGCAACUAGCAAACACAGUACCGAUAGCAACUUACAUAGUUUGAUUAUCAUACUAGGCCCGUAAUAAAUAUUUUCAUCUGAAAUAACAAACGACCCGCUCAGAGAGAUAUUGUCAUAUUGAACGUACGCUAUGUACGAGUAUUAAUCUAACCGUAUCAGUUGUGUGUGUGUGUGUGUGUGUGUAUUGGUUUUGUCCUCUUAAUAUUUCUAUAUUUAAGAAAUAAUAUUAUGUUCAAUUGCUGUUUUUUUUUCUCAAGAACAUAAAUGUAUAUUAUUUAAAUAAUUGUAUUUACAUUAUUUAUUAUUAACGUUCCGAAAACACUGUAUUCGUAUUUCGUUUUCGCCGUCCGCCCCACUAGUCGUCGGUCGGUCAUAAUAGUCAUUGUAAACCAGGAAUAGUAUUGCAUUUUUAUAAUUUUUUUCUUUCAUUUUGCGUGUCCAUAUUAUAAGCUAGCUUUUAGUAUACAUUUUACAUGUUUUGAGUGUUUUAUUCGAAUUCACAUUUAUUGAAAUAAUUUUCAAAAUUAUUCGGAAUCGUUUAAAAAUGAUUUCAAGAAAUGUAAUAUUCCAUAUUUAUUUUUUAAACACACUGACAUUAAAUUGUCUUUUUUAAUUUAUAUUUAAAUAUAAUAAUAAAAAAAGAUAAAUCAGUUAAUUCAUAAAUUUUCAAACAUAUACUUUAAAAACUAUUCGUUUUCUUAUUUUUUUUUAACUGUAUUUGUGUUAAUUGCACUGUAUUGAUAGAAUGAACGUACCUAUUCCUGAAAAAAAAAACAAUUGGGACACUAGUCAGCCCCUUCUCUAAUUCUGUCACUGCAUAAAAUAUUUACACUCUUAACGUAAUAUUUAGUUAAGUAAGUUAUAUAACGAUUGUAUAGAUAUUAAGUGUGUAUACUAUAUAAUAUAUAAGAGAUGUUUACGUUGCUAGUAAACAUCUGAAUCGGUCAUUUGAGAAACGCCUGAAAUUUAAAUUUUUACAGAAUAAGAGAAAAACUUUAUCCGCCAACACAGGCAGGGAGAAAUCGUUUGAAAACACAUAAUAAUUUAUUAGACAAUUUUUUUAAAUAUUUAUUUCAUUAGCAAAACUUUGAAAUCAAAUUGACCGGACUUGAGUGUUUCUUUAAGGAACUGUAUUCUAUUUGAAACGUCAUAAGACGGGACUAAUGUUAAACGGAAAAUCCAAAUCCCUAUUUAGAAAGUCAGUAAACCUCGUGACAAGAGGUAUUUCUUCUUUCUUUUAAACGCUUUUAGCUGAAAUAGUGACUUAUGGACUUUCACAAAUGACCGAUUCAUUUAAAACGAUAAUAGAGUGUCCAAUACUUAUGAUUUUAGCGUUUGA
Adelges cooleyi (spruce gall adelgid) is the source of this 4487-nucleotide messenger RNA. RefSeq lists its product as uncharacterized. The coding region runs from base 354 to 3212 and encodes 952 amino acids. The transcript has 20 exons. Gene Ontology annotation, molecular function: gamma-tubulin binding; microtubule minus-end binding. Gene Ontology annotation, cellular component: equatorial microtubule organizing center; gamma-tubulin complex; centrosome. Gene Ontology annotation, biological process: microtubule nucleation; spindle assembly; mitotic cell cycle. The record is from RefSeq and is a predicted model, not a curated record. NCBI's taxonomy places the organism in Eukaryota, Metazoa, Arthropoda, Insecta, Hemiptera, Adelgidae.